UGGACUUUGGAUAUUUACUGUGUGUCUCUCCAGAUACAAGCCCUUCUUCCCAUUCCAAGUACAGCCCCCUCUGGGUCCGGCUUGUGAUUUGGACCUGUCAGUCCAGGACAGUAGGCUGGUGGAAGGCCGACUGAAAGUCACCCUCACUGAAUGUAGCAGACUGUUCAUCCUGGGCUCCUAUGACAGAGAAACCUACGUCCACUGCACACUGGAGCUGAGCAGCCACGAGUGGAAGGAGAAGACUCGCAGCUCUAUCAAACGGACGGAGGUUAUCAAGGGGCCAUGUGGCAGUGUGGGGAUGACGUUCAGACACAUCCCUGCCAGCGACGGUGAUGCAGUGCACGUCAGCAUUGAGACGGUCACACCCAACUCCCCUGCAGCCUUGGCAGACCUGCAGAAGGGUGAUCGCCUGAUUGCCAUCGGAGGUAUUAAAGUGACAUCUUCGGUUCAAGUGCCCAAACUGUUGAAGCAGGCUGGAGACAGGGUGGUGGUACUUUAUGAGAGACCAGUUCGUCACCAGACUACCUCUUUUGGAAGCCUGGGAACGCUUCAAGAAGGGUUUGGGCCGCUAGAGGAAACUGGUUUUAUUUCGCAGCCAGGGGGUUAUGAGGAAGACCCAGCCCCCAUCACCACCCUUUCUGACAUAUCCGACAGCAAAGACAUGGACUCUGAAUUUGAAGAGUUGAUUGUGGACUCCAGACCUAGCCAGACUGGUGGCCCUAACAUAAGUGCCACAAAUACCAGUGACACUAAGGAUGAUUCCUUUCUUACAGUAAACCAAAGCCCCAAAAGGACUGUGGCCAACUUGGCCUCUAAGCCCCUUGGUUCCAUAUCACCUAUCCUCAACCGCAAGUUAAACUUAGUGGGUCUCCAGUCACCACUAAAGCCCCAGCCCAAAGAAUCACCAAAGCCCUCACCACAUAAGACCAGUAGUGAUCCAGGGGAGGGUCUGCAACGCCCCACUGCCCCCCCGCCGCCGCCUCCUUCUCGCCCCCCAGUGCCACCAAGACCUCAGAUAAGGUUGACUUCAACCUCCUCAGAAACCAGCGUUUUGGAAGGCAUUGAUUCUGUUACAACCACUAAUGCCCCUGUUGCUCCUACCACAAAUACCAUCAUCAGCGCUUCUGAAAAAUCUCCAGAAAAAGCUCCUCUCACUGGAGCCAAUGAAGACAAGGCUUGCACUGAGAAGACAUGUGUCAAACAGGUUGAGGCGAAGCAGUCUACCAAGCCAGCAGAGUCCAGUGAUGACCUGGCAGUCCCUUCUACUGUGUCCAGCAGCAGCAAAGCCGAUCAAGCAAAGGACAAAGCUUUAGAGAGCUCCUGCAGCACACGGGACAGUCUGGAGGACCACUCCUUCUGGGAAUCCCCAGAGACUAUGUUUCGUAACCAGACAGCACACUGGGCCAAGGCCUCUGUGGUCUUUGAAGUGGAAAGUAAUCAGAAGUACCUUAAUGUGGCCCUGUGGUGCAAAGAUCCCUUUAAGCUUGGCAGUUUGUUGUGCCUGGGUCAUGUCAGCCUCCAGCUGGAGCAUGUAGCCCUGGAAUGUAUGGCCACAUCUUCAGCAGAGUUCCAGAGCACCUUUAGAUUGGGGCCUCCAGAGCCUAGAGCAAACGUCAGCCGCACCGCGCUACGCAGCCUCAGCACCCACAAGGGCUUCAAUGAGAAGUUGUGUUACGGAGAUGUCACUCUGAACUUCUGUUACUUAGCUGAGGGUGAGUUAGAGUAUCCUGGGGGGCUGGCAGAAAGAGAGCGACAGGGGAGUCUCCAUGACGAGGAUCUAAGGGAGAGAGAGAGGGAGCAUAUCCCCUCAGCACCGCGUGAUGAUCUGGCCUACAGCACCAUGCAAUUAGUUGAAGUUCGUCACAACUUCCAGGACACCCAGUUCCAGAACCCCACCUGGUGUGAAUAUUGCAAGAAGAAGGUUUGGACCAAGGCGGCGUCUCAGUGUAUGAUCUGUUCCUACGUUUGCCACAAGAAGUGUCAGGACAAGUGCCUUGCUGAGAAUCCCUUCUGUGUGGCAGCAACUGAACGUCGUGGAGCUGACCCUGAAGCCAAAUCCACUAUAAACCGGGCUACUACUGGCCUAACGCGCCAUAUAAUCAACACCAGCUCCCGCCUGCUUAACCUCCGCCAGGUGCCCAAGACUCGGCUGGUUGAACAGGUGGCUGAUGUGGGGCCUGGAGUGGUGGAACCCUCACCGAAGCAUACCCCAAACACUUCAGACAAUGAAAGCAGUGAUACUGAGACCUAUACCAGUGGUGCCAGCCCCUCAAAGCAACCUGGCAGCAGCUGUGGCAGCAGUAAACUUGUACGCAAGGAAGGUGGGUUGGAUGACAGUGUGUUCAUUGCUGUGAAGGAGAUAGGUCGUGACUUGUACCGGGGGCUGCCCACAGAUGAGCGCUCCCAGAAGCUGGAGUUGAUGCUGGAUAAGCUUCAACAGGAAAUUGACCAGGAGCUGGAGCACAAUAACGCCCUCCUAAUGGAGGAGAGGGAGGCCACAGAUGCCCGACGCAAAGCCCUAAUUAGUACUGCCUUGGCCAAGUCUGGGGAGAGACUUCAAGCGCUCACCCUGCUAAUGAUCCAUUACCGGGCAGGCAUUGAAGACCUGGAGUCUGUGGAGAGCACCUCUCCUUCAGAGCAGCAAGGCUUUAAGGGCAAAGGAGAAGGGCUGGAGGAAGAGGCCCUGAUGGUGACAGAGGUCUAUGACAGUGAUACAUGCAGCCCUGUGGAGGUGCAGCUGCUGGAUGACAUUACUGAGGAGCAGAUCUGUGUGGAGGCACUCCACUAAAUAAGACUACAAAAGAGAGAGAUGAGGAACAAGUGCUUUGGGCUGGGCCUCCCAGCAAAAAGUUUGUUUUUUAAGAUUGCAGAAGUUCAUUUGAAAUAUCGGGGAUGUUGGGUCCAGUGUUUGAUUCACAUGUUUUUUAUUUUUAUGUGAAAAAGAAAGGAUGGGUAAAGGAAUUUCCUCCCUUAGAGUUGAACCUAUAAGUGAUGUUUUGUUUUGCACAAUGUAAUGUCGUUUCCAUCUUGGUUUAAAGGGAAGCUUGUGAGCUACGCUAUUAUCUGCCCUCAGUAGUGCUGCAUGUUUAUCUUCCAGUUAUGUUUUUCUGUGGCUCCAACAUGUUAUUGUAAGCAUUUAAUUCAGUUUGCUUAUUGUCUGUAACUGCGUUGACAUAAGGACUUUAUAAAAUGUGCACAUUUC
This is a messenger RNA of Micropterus salmoides (largemouth bass), 3202 nucleotides long. It is a transcript of the gene pdzd8, whose product is annotated as PDZ domain containing 8. Gene Ontology annotation, molecular function: protein binding. Gene Ontology annotation, cellular component: mitochondria-associated endoplasmic reticulum membrane contact site. The record is from RefSeq and is a predicted model, not a curated record. The transcript has 4 exons. Bases 299 to 2788 code for a protein of 829 amino acids. Gene Ontology annotation, biological process: mitochondrial calcium ion homeostasis. Lineage: Eukaryota; Metazoa; Chordata; Actinopteri; Centrarchiformes; Centrarchidae.